AUGAUCCAAAGGCAUCCGACGUACUGGUUCAACGAUGGAGAUACAAUCCUUCACCAGAAAUUUUUGUCUAAUCACGAUGAUAACGAUAUCGUCUACCGAAUCCACCACUCCAAGUUUCCUUGGCCGGAAUCGCCCAAAUUCUUAUGUGGUUCAUCUUCGCGGUUAGUAUCCGGGCUCGGUUCAGAGAUAUCCGACAACGAUCUGAACACACUUAGGACUAUGGCCGAGAUUGAUUUAGAUGAAGAACUUUUGGAUGGUCUGACUGGCUGCAAAUACGUCGUUUUGGAUCACGAACAAGCCAUCAAUGCGAACGAUCUGGUUGUUUUGCUAGAUCACUUUUAUGGGAAAAGUGUUCUUUCCCCAGAAUCCGACCUUACUACUCGGAUAGUGCCCAUCUUGCGAAUCACCAGUCCCGAUCACCUUAAUAUACCGACGUUACACGAAGAAACAAAGAAUUAUUUCGUCAGAUCGUUUCCCAACAAUGCCCAGGAGCUUGCAAAGUUUCAGGGUCAAUGUGCUGAAGAGGCAAUGGCGCUGGCUGUUCGGUACGAUAUUCGUCAGCCGCAAAAACCUCUCCUCUAUUAUCUUGCCACCCAAACUCAUCUAGAACUUCAUGACGCCGACUCUCAAGACUCGCGCACAUCUGUAUCCACCCUCUCUCAUACCAUCUCCACCCACAUGAUCUCUCUGUUCACACCGCUUCUCUUCACACCACCUCCUACAUCCCAUAUGGAAUGCACCGACGCGCUAGCAGAGCACUGGAUGCCACUUGUCAUCGCCCCGGCAAUAGAGGAUAGCGCAAUGGGUAAGCCGUUGCAGACGUUGGAAAGGAUGAAGGACGUAAAUUGGAGCGAGUGUGGCCUUUGUGAGGAAUGUGUAAGAAUUAAAAGAGAGGAGUGGACGGAGGAGCAGGACAGAGUUUGGGAGAUCAUGGAUACGUGGAUCCUUGGGGCCGAUGCGAAGGAGUAG
Messenger RNA from Lentinula edodes (shiitake mushroom), 969 nucleotides. RefSeq lists its product as uncharacterized. NCBI's taxonomy places the organism in Eukaryota, Fungi, Basidiomycota, Agaricomycetes, Agaricales, Omphalotaceae. The transcript is spliced from 3 exons. The coding region runs from base 1 to 969 and encodes 322 amino acids. The record is from RefSeq and is a predicted model, not a curated record.